Molecule: messenger RNA, 5115 nt
Organism: Galeopterus variegatus (Sunda flying lemur)
Lineage: Eukaryota; Metazoa; Chordata; Mammalia; Dermoptera; Cynocephalidae
Gene: FMNL2
Product: formin-like 2
Exons: 27
Coding region: 1-3117 (1038 amino acids)
Biological process (GO): regulation of cell shape; cortical actin cytoskeleton organization; cell migration
Cellular component (GO): cytosol
Molecular function (GO): small GTPase binding; actin filament binding
Source: RefSeq, a predicted model, not a curated record
AUGAACCUACCUCCUGACAAAGCCAGGUUACUGCGGCAAUAUGACAAUGAGAAAAAAUGGGAACUGAUUUGUGAUCAGGAACGAUUCCAGGUGAAGAAUCCUCCCCAUACUUACAUUCAAAAGCUCAAAGGCUAUCUGGAUCCAGCUGUAACCAGGAAGAAAUUCAGACGGCGUGUUCAAGAAUCUACACAAGUGCUGAGAGAACUGGAAAUCUCUUUAAGAACCAACCACAUUGGAUGGGUCAGAGAGUUUCUGAAUGAAGAAAACAAAGGUCUUGAUGUUCUGGUGGAGUAUCUAUCAUUUGCACAGUACGCAGUGACUUUUGACUUUGAAAGUGUGGAAAGCACUGUGGAGAGUUCGGUGGACAAAUCAAAGCCCUGGAGUAGGUCCAUCGAGGACCUGCACAGAGGGAGCAACUUGCCCUCACCUGUGGCCAACAGUGUCUCCCGCUCUGGAAGACAUUCUGCAAUGCGAUAUAAUACUUUGCCAAGCAGAAGAACUCUGAAAAAUUCAAGAUUAGUGAGUAAGAAAGAUGACGUACAUGUCUGUAUCAUGUGUUUACGUGCCAUCAUGAAUUAUCAGUAUGGUUUCAACAUGGUCAUGUCUCAUCCACAUGCUGUCAAUGAGAUUGCACUGAGCUUGAACAACAAGAAUCCCAGAACAAAAGCCCUUGUCUUAGAACUGUUGGCAGCCGUUUGUCUUGUCAGAGGCGGGCAUGAAAUCAUUUUAUCGGCAUUUGAUAACUUUAAGGAGGUUUGUGGAGAAAAACAGCGCUUUGAGAAGUUGAUGGAACAUUUCAGGAAUGAAGACAAUAACAUAGAUUUUAUGGUGGCCUCUAUGCAGUUUAUUAAUAUUGUAGUCCAUUCAGUAGAAGACAUGAAUUUCAGAGUUCACCUCCAAUAUGAAUUUACCAAAUUAGGCCUGGAUGAAUACUUGGACAAGCUGAAACACACGGAGAGUGACAAGCUACAGGUCCAGAUCCAGGCCUACCUGGACAAUGUGUUUGAUGUAGGAGCUCUGCUGGAAGAUGCUGAAACUAAGAAUGCAGCCUUGGAGAGAGUGGAAGAACUGGAAGAAAACAUUUCUCAUUUAUCUGAAAAACUGCAAGACACAGAGAAUGAAGCCAUGUCCAAGAUCGUGGAACUGGAAAAGCAGCUCAUGCAGAGAAACAAGGAGCUGGAUGUUGUUCGAGAAAUCUACAAAGAUGCAAAUACCCAAGUUCAUACAUUAAGAAAAAUGGUCAAAGAAAAAGAAGAAGCCAUUCAAAGGCAGUCGACCCUGGAAAAAAAGAUUCAUGAACUGGAGAAACAAGGGACCAUUAAAAUUCAGAAGAAAGGGGACGGGGACAUUGCCAUACUGCCAGUUGUGGCUUCUGGCACAUUGUCCAUGGGAUCAGAAGCGGUAGCAAGUACCAGUGUGGGACCAGUGACCAGGGCUGCCUCCCUGGGAUCCUUGCCCCCUCCUCCUCCACCACUACCUCCGUCAUUAGACACACCUGAAGCAGUGCAAAAUGGUCCAGUAACACCACCCCCGCCCCCGCCUCCCCCCCCNCCUCCCCCACCUCCUCCUCCACCUCCUCUCCCGGGUCCUGCAGCUGAGACUGUGCCAGCUCCUCCUUUACCACCGCCCCCUCCUCCCUCUGCACCCCCACUUCCCGGAACAUCUUCACCCACAGUGGUUUUCAACUCAGGAUUAGCAGCUGUGAAAAUUAAGAAGCCAAUCAAGACGAAGUUCAGAAUGCCGGUGUUUAACUGGGUUGCUCUGAAGCCCAAUCAGAUCAAUGGCACAGUUUUCAAUGAAAUUGAUGAUGAGCGAAUUCUGGAGGAUUUAAAUGUGGAUGAAUUUGAGGAAAUAUUCAAGACAAAAGCUCAAGGUCCUGCCAUUGAUCUUUCUUCAAGCAAACAGAAGAUAACACAGAAGGGAUCAAACAAAGUGACAUUACUAGAAGCAAAUAGGGCCAAGAAUCUUGCCAUAACUUUAAGGAAAGCUGGAAAGACUGCUGAUGAGAUAUGUAAAGCUAUUCAUGUAUUUGACUUGAAGACAUUGCCUGUAGACUUUGUAGAAUGUUUGAUGAGGUUCUUGCCCACUGAGAAUGAGGUGAAAGUGCUUCGGCUCUAUGAGCGGGAAAGGAAGCCAUUAGAGAACUUGUCGGAUGAAGACCGGUUCAUGAUGCAGUUCAGUAAAAUUGAGAGGCUCAUGCAGAAGAUGACCAUCAUGGCCUUCAUUGGGAACUUUGCCGAAAGUAUUCAGAUGCUGACUCCUCAACUACAUGCAGUUAUAGCAGCAUCUGUCUCUAUAAAGUCAUCUCAAAAACUCAAGAAAAUUCUGGAGAUCAUUUUGGCCCUUGGAAACUAUAUGAAUAGCAGUAAAAGAGGAGCAGUUUAUGGAUUUAAACUUCAGAGUUUAGAUCUGCUCUUAGAUACAAAGUCAACAGACCGAAAGCAAACACUGUUGCACUAUAUAUCGAAUGUUGUAAAAGAAAAAUAUCACCAAGUGUCCCUGUUUUAUAAUGAGCUUCAUUAUGUGGAAAAAGCUGCUGCAGUCUCCCUUGAGAAUGUUUUACUGGAUGUCAAGGAGCUCCAGAGGGGCAUGGACUUGACCAAGAGGGAGUACACCAUGCAUGAUCACAACACACUGCUGAAGGAAUUCAUUCUCAACAAUGAGGGGAAGCUGAAGAAGCUGCAGGAUGAUGCCAAGAUUGCACAGGAUGCCUUUGACGAUGUGGUGAAGUAUUUUGGAGAAAACCCCAAGACAACACCACCCUCUGUUUUCUUUCCAGUGUUUGUCCGGUUUGUGAAAGCCUAUAAGCAAGCAGAAGAGGAAAAUGAGCUGAGGAAAAAGCAGGAACAAGCUCUCAUGGAAAAGCUCCUGGAGCAAGAAGCUCUGAUGGAGCAGCAGGACCCCAAGUCUCCUUCCCAUAAAUCAAAGAGGCAGCAGCAAGAGUUAAUUGCAGAGUUAAGAAGGCGACAAGUUAAAGAUAACAGACAUGUAUAUGAGGGAAAAGAUGGUGCCAUUGAAGAUAUUAUUACAGCCUUAAAGAAGAAUAAUAUCACUAAAUUUCCAAAUGUUCACUCGAGGAUCUUAGAAACCAACCAUACAGACGAGCCGAUGCGGUGAGGAGAAGUGUCAGGCGGCGUUUUGAUGAUCAGAACUUGCGUUCUGUUAAUGGUGCAGAAAUAACGAUGUGAACCCAAGACCUGCCUGCAUGAAUAGAGGGUGUGCGUAAAUGAAACUGCCCAUGUGAACUUUAUGUGCUACCAUUUAACUGCAGCCUUGAACUCAGAUAAAAUAUUCUUAAGGGCUCAGAUUUAGCAAAAACAUAGGAAUUAAUGAUGGGCUCUCCUUCCAACCCUUGUUAACAAGUGCCUAAAACUGGAAGUACCUGCUCAGAUUAAUCAAAGCAAUAGGAUUUGAUUUGAUUAGGUAUCUUUUUACACCAGUAUGUUAUUCAAUUUUUUUUAACCAAAAUGUGCAUUUCAUAUUAGAUUCAUUACCUGACAUUGUGAUCGUCCUAUGAUGGUCCACGCACCCUGGAUUCCUGAUAAGUUGUAAAUAACAUGGAUACAUCUGCUGUGGGCUUCCUUUGCUGAGAUGUCCUUUAAGGAAUUUGUAUUUUUAAGGACUUGCAACGUGGAGAGGAAAAGUCACAUGAUAAACUACUUCUGUCCAUAACCAAGCCCCAGCAAACUGCAAACAGGAUGCAAUUGCAAUGGCAUGGAAGUCACACAACUCUGUCUCCAGUUUUACACUGUACUUCUGUGCUGGGGUACAAUGCCCUGUGACUCAUUCACUGGUUAUGAACACAAGGACAUGAUGGCAUAAAAUGUAUCACUUAUUUGCAGUACUGUGUUCUUCAGCUAGAAGCAGCUUUUUUAAUAAUGCAAAUAUAUUUAUUAGCACUGAAAACUAACAUCUCAGAAAUCAGUAUGAAGAUUUAUGAGGACCAUUAUGGGUCAAUCUUGAGAACAGAAAUUGGUGCCUUGCUAGCCAGGGAGAAGUUUACUAACUCCAUCAACUAGCAUUCAAGAUUACAUCUGCUAACAGAGUAGUACUAAGAAACUGGCCUUAUUCCUGACAAUCGCAGGGUUUCUUUCUUUUUCCUUUUAAGAUACACGUGGCGUCAUCUAUCAGAGCUAUAUUGUUCUUGUGUCUUUCCCAGAUUACUUAUGGGGAAUUUCAGUUAAGUUGCUGAAAAAUAUUAACAUUGGGAUUAAGCUUAAAUAUGUAAUGGGACUAAAUGGCCAACUAGGCCACUGUUAUUUUUCUCUCCUCUUUAGCAGGGCACUUGAUCCAUUCCAAAGUGAAAACUGGACUGAAGCUAAAUUUGUAUUUUUCAUAAUAUACAUUCUGCUUCUGGCUUACCUUCUUGGUACAUCAAUAUAUUAAUUGUAAAAUUUAUUGUAUAGUAUUUAACCACUGAAUUUCUUAUUUUAUGUUGUGCUUAUGUGAACCCCUGGUGAAGGUCCCUUUUCCUUGGAUAAUGUGUAGUUAUAUUAUCUCUUUUAAAAUGUACAGAUAUUUUGCUAUAAAAUUGGUGCAGUUUUUUAUGGUUUUUACACUUCUCUUUAAUUCCCACCUAAGCCUCUGGGUAAUAUUGUAAAUAUUGUUUAAAAAUGCAUCAGCCUAUGCUAUACAAUCUGAAUGUUAUUUUAACUUAUAGUUUUUUGUUGUUUUUUUUAAUAUAUAUUUAACUACAAGGACAGUUUAGGGAUCAGUUACCACAUUUCACUUUAGCGUACCUAUUUACACAGAUUACUUUUAAACUGCCACCUGAUGGCACAUUUCCAUAAAAUGUGUACUUUAAAAAGAACAUGCCAAGAUUUUCUUUCUGUUAACUCACAUUCAUUCUGAUGAAAAUAGCAAUUUGACCAUGAGAUAUAACACAAAUAGUUGGACCUUUGCCACAAAGCAGCUGUUUUCCAAAAGCUUAAUGCUGACAUGCAUAUGUUAAAAUAAUUGCUUAUUUAUUAAUCUACAAGUAGAUAAUGUUGGCAUGUUCUUUUCUGUUUGUCUAUUAAUGGGCCUGCUUCUUAGCAAUAUUAGAAAUGUUUUAUAAUUCAUGUUACUUUUCUGGUCUCUUAUGGCAUAUGAGCAAAUAAACUAUUUACACUACUA